This is a messenger RNA of Phycodurus eques (leafy seadragon), 3874 nucleotides long. It is a transcript of the gene rnf20, whose product is annotated as ring finger protein 20, E3 ubiquitin protein ligase. Gene Ontology annotation, molecular function: ubiquitin protein ligase activity; metal ion binding. NCBI's taxonomy places the organism in Eukaryota, Metazoa, Chordata, Actinopteri, Syngnathiformes, Syngnathidae. The record is from RefSeq and is a predicted model, not a curated record. Gene Ontology annotation, cellular component: nucleus; HULC complex. The transcript is spliced from 21 exons. Bases 370 to 3510 code for a protein of 1046 amino acids.
GAGUAAAGAAGUUGCAGUGUCAACAUCUGCUGAGUUGAUUUCACAUUUUCCAAACACUCCCGUGUCGAAAAGUGGUGAGGGUUUUUAAGACCGAGUCGGGUCGCGUAAACCAUAAACGACAUGAAUCCUUAAAUUUAGUGUUCGUUACUCUUUGUCCGUUCACAUUCAAUCGGCGUGUUAACGCUCAUGUUAGCGUGUGGUUGACAUUAGCCCCAUAGUAGUCUAAUGCUAAUUGGCGAUUCCAUCUGUUUAUGUGGCUUUUAGAUACAGCGGGAGCUUUUUAUGUAUUUCUUUCUACUGUGUAGCGUUCAGUUGUGUUCGGUUUUACAUGCAGACGCCCGCUAGGCAUCUGUUUACUUUCUUAAUAGUAUGCCAUACACACACAACAGAAGAAAAUGUCUUUUACACCAUUACUCUUGUAUUUCCUGUUGUAACAGGUGUCUGAGGAUGUCGGGGCAGAAGCGUCCUGCAGACCCCAGCGGCCCUUCCUCAUCCUCUGGUGUGCACCCAGAGAAGCGGAGGGAGCGAGAUGGAGAGGACGGAGGUCCCGGUGUCAGUGCUGCAGCUGCUGGUGGGAGCACAGCGGUGGAGACUGUCAUCAAACUGGGAGGGGUUUCUAACUCGGAAGAACAAGAUAUCAAAGCUCUACAGUCUAAGAACCGGAAACUGGGAGAAUCAUUAGAUCAAAGACAGGGGAUUGAAGAUGAAUUGCGAGAGCGGAUCGAGAGACUCGAGACCCGCCAGGCCACGGAUGACGCAAGUCUACUUAUUCUCAAUAGAUACUGGAAUCAGCUUGAUGAAAACAUUAAGCUGUUCAUCAGACUAUAUGACCAGUCGCCAAACGGACCAGAAAAGUCUCCAUCAGUUGAGGGAAGGAACCUGAAGCCAGAAACACCUGAACCGGAUGGGGACUCUAAUCAGGAGAGGGCCAAGGACAGAGGCCACCAAGGCGAGACCUCCAACUCUUUCCUGGCCACCUUGGCAAGCAGCACCAGUGAGGAGAUGGAAGCCGAACUCCAGGAGAGAGUGCAGUCCAGCCAAAUGCAGGCCACUCGUGUUGUGGAGAUCUACAAGUGUCUAAAGAGCACAGUGGACCAGCUGAAGGCAGACAUGGACUCUGGACUUGCUGGGAGUUUGUGUCACGUAGCGUCCAAGUUAAACACCCUGCUGACCAGUGAAAAUGAGCGUCUUCAACAGCUGUCUGAGGACCUCAAGCAGAAACACAGUCACAUGACCAGUGAGUCCCGAUCUCUCGGUCGCGCAGCAAACAAGGCAGACCAGCGAGUCAGCGAGUUGCAGGUUCUAAGUGAAGAGCUUCAGUGGGAUAUGGAGAAGAUACGGCGACGAGAAAAUCGACUCAAUGCACACAUGAGUGAGAUAUUAGAGAGGGUGAACAGCAAGGGCUAUAAAGUGUGUGGGGAGGCCAGUAGUGUAUGUGGAACCAUCACUAUCAACAAGAGAAAGUUUGAGGAAAUGAACAGUGAACUGGAAGAGAACCAGGAGCUGGCAGACAAUCGUCUCAUUGAGCUCCAGAAGCUCCAGCAGGACCUGCAGAAUGUGCUGCAGGAGAACAACAACAUGAAGACUGAGCUGCUUAGUCGAGCAGAGGGCAUGGUGAAGGAUACUUCUGAGUAUCGCUGUCUGCAGUCGCAGUUUUCUGUGCUUUACAAUGAGUCUUUGAUCCUCAAGGCUCAGUUAGACGAGACGCGUGCCCGUCUCAACACAACUAGGACGGCACGCCUUCGACAGCUGGAGCACAUGGAGAACGACGAGGUGACACUGCAGAGGAAGGUUCGCACCGAAGUGUUUCAGUUAGAAGAUACCCUUGCUCAAGUCAGGAAGGAGUAUGAGAUGCUGCGCAUUGAAUUUGAACAGACUCUUGCCGCCAACGAGCAGGCAGGCCCUAUAAACAGAGAGAUGCGGCAUCUGAUCAGCACCCUGCAAACUCAUAACCAGCAGAUGAAAGGAGAGGUUGUGAAAUACAAACUGAGACUGAGAGAGACACAAGCUGAACUCAAUCAGAUUCGCAUUUCUAAAGGGAGUAGCAUCUUGCAAACUCAGUCAAGCACCGAGAUAGAUGUGAAGGAGGAGAUGACGUCUCCGACCAUGUUAGCUGUCUCAGGGGAGUCAGCAGUCAAGUCAGAACCUCCUGACAAUGAUGCUUCUACGCCGAACAGCACUGGCAUUUCUGUGAAAACCGAGCCAGGAGUGGAAUCUGAGGUAACAGUCAAGGAGGAGGAAAAAGAGGAAAAGAAAGAAAAAGAGGAAAAGAAAGACAAGGAAAUAAUUAAGAAAGAGGAGAAAGACCGGGAGAGGGAAAGGGAGAGAGAGAGGCCAACUCGCAGUGGGACGAAGGAAGAGAGGGAGAAAUUGGGAAGUGGCAACCAACCUGAGGAGUCAUCUGGGGAGCGUCUUUCUGCAGCUGGAGGGCCAAAGAGGAAAGAGAUGGAGCAGCUGAAGAUUGUCAGAGUGGAGCUCAAGAAAGCUCAGGAGUCCCAGCGAGAGAUGAAACUACUCUUAGACAUGUAUCGCUCAGCACCAAAAGAGCAAAGGGACAAAGUUCAGCUGAUGGCAGCAGAGAAGAAGACCAAGUCGGAGUCGGAGGAGCUGCGUCAGAGGCUGAGGGAGCUUGAGGAGCGAGAGAGAAGGGAGGGGAAAAAAAUGGCUGAUGAGGAGGCCCUUAGGAAGAUUCGAUCUGUGGAGGAGCAGAUCGACAUCCUCAACAAAAAGUUGUCUAUAGCAAAACAGGAGGAGGACGCAUUGUUGAGCGAGAUGGACGUGACAGGUCAGGCCUUCGAGGACAUGCAGGAACAGAACAUUCGUCUGAUGCAACAACUGCGGGAAAAGGACGACGCCAACUUUAAGCUGAUGAGUGAGCGUAUCAAGUCCAACCAGAUCCACAAGCUAUUGAAAGAGGAGAAGGAGGAGCUGUCGGAUCAACUGCUCACUUUAAAAACACAGGUGGAUGCCCAGCUGCAGGUGGUAAGGAAGCUUGAGGAGAAGGAACGCCUCCUACAGGGCACCAUCAGCACUGCUGAGAGAGAGUUGACACUGAGGACACAAGCACUGGACAUGAACAAACGCAAGGCUCAAGAGUCAACGUUGUUGUCAGAGGAGGUGCGAACUCAGCUGGAGCAGGUUCAGCAGAGGCUUGUCGUGGUCCGAGAGGAGGUCGUAGAGAAUAGCAUCUCCAGAGAGAAGGAGUCGUUUAACUCCCGACGAGCACAGGAGGACAUCUCUAAACUGAGGAGAAAAAUUGAGAAGGCCAAGAAACCAGCUGAGAAAAUCAGCAAUGGAGACGAAAUACUAAAUGAAGAAAUUAGUGAAUAUAAGGCUCGGCUAACGUGUCCCUGUUGCAAUUCGCGGGUGAAGGACGCCGUCCUGACAAAGUGCUUCCACGUCUUCUGCUUCGAGUGUGUCAAGACACGCUACGACACACGCCAGAGGAAAUGCCCCAAGUGCAAUGCUGCGUUUGGAGCCAACGACUUCCAUCGCAUUUACAUCGGUUAAAGCCUGUUUGUCCAUUCUUAAUGGGAGGACGGGCAUUAUAGUGGACUUGGUGCCCGGAGCGAGGCUGGUAACAGCGCCUCCUCUCCUCUUUUGUGGUCAGGCUCUCAGUCGGGAUGUGGCUCCUUUGUAUGUGCCCAGCUACAAACUGAACUGAAGGCUUGAAUAUUGAGCUUUUUGUCGUUCUAUUUUUACCGACUGAAUUUGUAUGCGUAUACAGCAUACACAAAAAAGCUUGUAACAUUCCAAUGACUCCUCACAAUGAAGUUAACGGUGUGUAAUGUUUGUGUGUAUAUAUAGUUUUUUUUUAAGAACUGCUGAAACUGUACUGAAAUUGUGUUGUUGCUGCUGGUUAUUAAACCGAAAG